AUGGAAGUCGAUCAAAGCACCUCAGCCUGGCUGCUGAGCAGGGCACUCAACGCAAAGAACAUCAACGAGGCACGUGUGUGGCUCGAAUCCGCCAAAUUAGAAAGCCCAAAAUCCUUCAACAUGAUGAUAUCUGCUUACGAACUUGAGUGCAGGGCGCUUACGUCUCCAAAAGACACUGCUAAUGUGAUAUUAGGCCUCGUUAAGAAUGAAGAAUUCAUCAAUGAGCCCCGACUGUGGGACGAGGUUAGAAUACUGCUUGAAUCUGAUACAGAUUCCAACAGGACAGCCGUGAAUAUAUUUCGCAGCGAAGUAAUCACUGCUCUCGGGCCAACGAAUUUCCGCGAAUUGAUCAUCGAAUUCAUCAACAUCUACAAGCAAGAAAUUGAGCUGCACAUCGAGCUCCUUCUUAAGAUUCUAAAGAAGUAUCCAGAUUACAUCAAACCAGUUGGGCCAAAUGUUUGCGACAAGCUUUUCAUGGGCGAGAAGCACGACGCUGGAGAGGACCCAGAUUUGACGCCGCUAAAUAGGAAACGACACUUGGCUGUAAAUACUGUUUUCCCAGUGCUAUUUGAAUCCGGCAAGUUGGACGCUGUGCAGGCAAAGACUUUGUAUAAAUGGUUCCAAAAGAGUCUUGAAUAUACAGUUUGGUACGUCUCUACGACUAAGCGCCCCAGUGAUCUGCCAAUGAUUGAAGGAGAUGCAUGGGAGAAACUGCGAAAGAUCAGAUUGCAUAUUGGUAAACACGCAGGUUGGGAAGCCGAGCCCUCCCUUCCUUGUCAACCAGCGCAAGCUUUGUGGCAAAUGGUCAAAUGGCUGAAGUCGAUCUACCUCCCUUUCAACUACAACUCGCGCAGGCCCCCGCCGAAUUUAAACGCCAUUCGCAAGCAGACAUUUUACACUGCGGUUAACGUCUACCUCGAAGCAGCAGUGCGCUACAUGGCCAUUUCCGAACCUGCCUUGAUCAGGAAUCUAUCGGGCAAAAAAACCUACAGUCAAUUCCCUAUCUACGGCAUGAUUAUUGAUGCUGCGGAUAAACCAAAAGGAAAAUACUUUGACAAAAAUUUCGAGGACAUGUGCGAGCGUCAGCAAUUCUUUACCGCUUCGAUCGCCGCCAAGAAGAUUUUGACCGACGACGAUAUUUUCGCCGAAGAUUUGCAAAAGCUGCAACGGGCGCUGAAAUUCAACAAAUGGCACUGGCUCGAAGCGUUUCACAUUGAUUGCUCGUUCAAAGACGGGGAUUUCGACCAUGCGAUUUUUCGGCUCUCGCAUUUGAUAAAGGCUGAAAAUUGGCAAUCUCCGCUGUUAUACAGAUGGCGAGUUCAACUAGGCUCCUGUUAUUAUGAGCUGAAGAAGAUCAGGACGUCUGUAACAUAUCUUUACGAUGCGAUGAUGCAAGAGCAAGAAGACGCCUUCGACACGGAAAUCGACGGGGAAUACAUUCUCUCAAAUCAAAUGGGAGAAAUCGAAUGGGUUCGAGGAGUACACUGCGACGUCCUCAUCAUAGCAAUUCAUGCGAUUCUUAAUGCUACUGCAGUGCUACUCGACCGAGCAAACGCCGCUAAUGCACCACACCCGAGACAAAUGCAAAUCGUCGGAUGGAUGCUAGUACUGAGCCAGUACGAGUGGCCCCGCUUCUUCGAGACGACAAAGUACGCUAUCGAGAAAAUCAAGAGCGAAGGAAGCUUUACGUAUCCAAACAUGCUCGAUUUCAUUUACGAAGGAGGAGUCAUCGAGGAACUCGCCUGGCUGCUCAAUCAGGAUGUGCCGCUGAAUAUAUCGAACGCAAAUGAGCCCAGGGAGCUACGCGAGCAGCUUAUCAAGGCGCACAAGCCAAAAAGCCCGCUGCACAACGAAAAUGACAAGAUUGACGCUGAAAAACUAGAACACGACAUUGAAGAUAUCGAGCAUGGCAUCGAAGAUCUCAAGAAUGAUGGCAAGAAAGACGAGUUUGCUGAAAUUGAAGACAGCAUAAGGCAUGAUCUGGAAGGCGGAAAGGAUCAAGACUACGGCGACAUGGAAGGCAUUUCGGAUAAUGCUGAAGAUGGAGAUGAAAGUGAAGGCGACGAGAGUAAGGCGCACGCUGACCCGACAGGAGAUACCAAGAUCAACAAAGAAAUCGAAGAAGGCAUCGAAAAUGUUGAAUUCGAGCAAGACGAGUUGCAAGGUCCACCGACUGAAAAGUCAGUCCAAGAUGACGAUGAUGAGGAUGAUGAAAUGGAGGAGGACGAAGACGAGGAAGACGACGGCAAAGUAGAUUGGUGGGAUUUCGACGAUGCGGCAUACCUAGCUGCCGGCGCUCUAGGUCCAGACGACGAUCCUUACGAGGCGAACAAGUUCAACCAGGCUGCGUCUGAUCGAAUAAAAAGCGAUCGGGCGGUUCCAGACACUCGCCACAAAGAAUGCAGCAAGCAAAAGUUCCCAGUCAAUGAUCUGCCCGAUACUACUGUCAUCAUCACAUAUCACAACGAAGCUCACUCAACCCUCUUGCGAACGGUGAUCUCGGUUCUUCACAGAUCGCCUGCUCAUCUGAUCAAGGAAAUUAUCCUCGUAGACGAUUUCUCCAAAAACCCGAACAUUGGACCUCCAUUGACGAAGAUCAAAAAAGUCAAAGCGAUUCGGAAUCCAAAGCGAGAAGGGCUUAUCCGAUCACGAGUUCGUGGAGCCGCUAUCGCAACUGGCAAAGUUCUGACUUUCUUGGACUCGCACGUGGAAGCAAAUGAAGGCUGGUUGGAACCCCUUUUGGGAAGAAUUCACGAAUCCAGAACGGCUGUCGUUUCCCCGAUCAUUGAUGUCAUCGGAAUGGACGAUUUCCACUACGUCGGAGCUUCUGCUGACUUGAAAGGAGGUUUCAAUUGGGAUCUUGUUUUCAAGUGGGACUACAUGAGCGAGCAAGAACGACGCGAGCGACGAAAAGCACCGACCAGUCCCAUUCGAACUCCGAUGAUUGCUGGCGGUCUAUUCAGCAUCGAGAAAAAUUGGUUCCAUGAGCUGGGCGAGUAUGACAUGGACAUGGACGUUUGGGGCGGCGAGAAUCUUGAAAUUUCAUUCCGCGUUUGGCAAUGCCACGGCACACUAGAAAUCAUUCCUUGCUCCCGAGUCGGCCAUGUUUUCAGGAAAAAGCAUCCAUACACAUUCCCUGGAGGAUCCGGCAAUGUGUUUGCCAAGAAUACAAGACGCGCGGCUGAAGUCUGGAUGGACGAGUACAAAGAAUUCUACUUUGCCGCGGUUCCAAGCGCAAAGAUGGUCAAGUUUGGCGACAUUUCGAAAAGAACGGAGAUCCGAGAAAAGCUUCAAUGCAAAUCGUUUUCGUGGUUCCUGGAGAACGUCUACCCGGAGCUGCGAAUUCCAAAUAAGGACGCAAUCGGGUGGGGUGCUGUCAGCCAGAAAAACAAGGGGCUCGAGGAGUGCAUAGAUGUUCAAUCCGGCCAAAAAGACACGCUUGGAAAUACACAUGGCGGCGGCACAAUUGGAAUGUACAGGUGCCACGGCGACGGGGGCAAUCAAGAGUUUACGUUGACCAAAGAGGGCAAGGAGUUUAGACACAUGGAUCUAUGCAUUGGCUACAAUGCCAAAGAGCCCGUCGGGAACCCUGUCAAAUUUAACACGUGUCACCAAAUGAGCCACCAGCGCUGGGAAUACUUCGGAAGCCAAAUAAAGCCCGAGGGACACACCAAUCUGUGCCUGGACUCGAAGAACCACUUGGAGAAGGGGCUCACGCUCGAGGUGUGCAACCACUCAAGGACGCAGGUUUUCUCGUUUGAAAUGAGAAACAUCAAGUAG
Messenger RNA from Oikopleura dioica, 3780 nucleotides. NCBI's taxonomy places the organism in Eukaryota, Metazoa, Chordata, Appendicularia, Copelata, Oikopleuridae. The record is from the annotation of a GenBank genome assembly.